Galleria mellonella (greater wax moth) is the source of this 2839-nucleotide messenger RNA. Its product is annotated as dentin sialophosphoprotein. The record is from RefSeq and is a predicted model, not a curated record. The transcript has 10 exons. Bases 61 to 2700 code for a protein of 879 amino acids. Lineage: Eukaryota; Metazoa; Arthropoda; Insecta; Lepidoptera; Pyralidae.
CUUUUGUCUGAGACAAUAUAAAAGCGAGUCAUUGAGGCUGUUUCACGAAGUCUUGUUAAAAUGAGGUCGAGUUUUGUGCUGGUAGCUUUAACGGCAUGUGUCCUAGCUGUACACUGCCGACCAAAUAUAAGCUGGGAGGUCGGCUCCGGAUCUUCGAGGUCCUCUGAGAGUCGAAGCACCAGUAACUCAGAAAGAAGCAGCAGCAGUAGCGUACAAAGCAGCGAAAGAAGCGUCGAAAAUCAGAUUAGUUCAGCAUCAUCGGAUAGGUCGUCAUCUGCCUCCGAGAGGCAGAGUUCUGCUUCUAGCAGGGGAGAAAGGAACUCUUGGGGAGAAAGAGGUUCGUCGUCAGCUUCUGCGUUGGACAGGUCCGCUUCUGAAAGACUGAGUUCUGCAUCGAGGAACGAGGCGAGAAACUCAUGGGGAGCCUCAGCGUUGGAGAGGUCCGCUUCAACCGCUGAGAGACAAAGUUCAGCUUCGAGGAACGAGGAGAGAAACUCAUGGGGAGAACGAGCUUCAGCGUUGGAGAGGUCUGCUUCAGCCACUGAGAGACAAAGUUCCGCUUCUAGAAACGAGGAGAGAAACUCAUGGGGAGAAAGAGCCUCAGCAUCUGAAAGGUCCGCUUCUGAGAGACAAAGGUCUGCUUCGAGAAACGAGGAGAGAAACUCAUGGGGUGAAAGAGCUUCAGCAUCGGAGAGAUCCGCUUCUGAAAGGCAAAGUUCUGCUUCGAGGAACGAGGAGAGAAACUCAUGGGGCGAAAGAGAUGGCAGUGAAGUAGAACGUGAACGCCGCCGAAGACCUGGAAGUCCAGGUGUAGGUUCUAGACCUGGAGUCCCACUAGGCCCUGGCCCAGUUACCAGACCUGGUUCUAGAAUAGAAGUAAUCCCAUUAGGGCCUGGCCCUGUCAUUAUACCUGGCCGUGGUGUUGGUGGAAACGGAGGCUCAUCCGGCAGUAAUAGCAGCAGCGGCUCAAGCAGCAACUCCAAUAGUUCUAGUAGUAGUUCCAGUGACAAUAGUUCUAGUAAUAGUAGCUCAAACAACAGCAGUAGCUCCAAUAGUAGCAACAGUAGUAGCUCUAACAACAGCAGUUCAGAUAAUAGCAGCAGCUCAAACAACUCUAGCAGUGGAAGCAACAGCUCAAAUAACUCGAGUAGUGGUAGCCGUUCAAACAACUCCAGCAGUGCAAGCAAUAGCUCAAACAACUCCAGCAGUGGAAGCAACAGCUCAAAUAACUCGAGUAGUGGUAGCAGUUCAAACAAUUCCAGCAGUGGAAGUAGUAGCUCAAACAACUCCAACAGCGGUAGCAGUUCAAAUAACUCAAGCAGUGGAAGCAGUAGCUCAAACAACUCUAGUAGCAGCAGCUCAAACAACUCCAGUGGAAGCAGCAGCUCAAACAACUCUAGUGGCAGCAGCAGUUCAAACAACUCCAGUGGAAGCAGCAGCUCAAACAACUCCAGUGGAAGCAGCAGCUCGAACAACACUAGUGGCAGCAGCAGCUCAAACAACUCCAGUGGUAGCAGCAGCUCAAACAACUCCAGUGGUAGCAGCAGCUCAAACAACUCCAGUGGUAGCAGCAGCUCAAACAACUCCAGUGGUAGCAGCAGCUCAAACAACUCUAGCAGCAGCAGCUCAAACAACUCCAGUGGCAGCAGCUCAAACAACUCUAGCAGCGGUAGCAACUCAAACAACUCUAGCAGCGGUAGCAGCUCUAACAACUCUAGCAGUGGUAGAAGCUCAAACAACUCUAGCAGCGGUAGCAGCUCUAACAACUCUAGUGGUAGAAGCAGCUCAAACAACUCUAGUGGUAGCAGCAGCUCAAACAACUCCAGUGGUAGCAGCAGCUCAAACAACUCUAGUAGCGGUAGCAGCUCUAACAACUCCAGUGGCAGCAGCUCAAACAACUCCAGUGGCAACAGCAGCUCAAACAACUCCAGUGGUAGCAGCAGCUCAAACAACUCCAGUGGUAGCAGCAGCUCAAACAACUCCAGUGGUAGCAGCAGCUCAAACAACUCCAGUGGUAGCAGCAGCUUAAACAACUCCAGUGGUAGCAGCAGCUCAAACAACUCCAGUGGUAGCAGCAGCUCAAAUAACUCCAGUGGUAGCAGCAGCUCAAACAACUCCAGUGGUAGCAGCAGCUCAAACAACUCCAGUGGUAGCAGCAGCUCAAACAACUCUAGGAGUGGAAGCAGCUCAAACAACUCCAGUAGUUCAGGCAACUCCAUCAGUGGCAGUAGCAGCUCAAACAACUCUAGUAGUUCAAACAACUCCAGCAGUGGUAGCAGUUCAAACAACUCUAGCAGCUCAAACAACUCCAGCAGUGGCAGCAGCUCGAACAACUCUAGCAGUUCAAACAACUCCAGCAGUGGCAGCAGUUCAAACAACUCUAGCAGCGGUAGCAGUUCAAACAACUCUAGCAGCGGUAGCAGUUCAAACAACUCUAGCAGCGGCAGCAGCUCAAACAACUCUAGCAGCGGUAGCAGUUCAAACAACUCAAGCAGUAGCAAUAGCAGCUCAAACAACAGCAGUGAAAACAGCAGUAGCUCAACUAGUAGCAGUUCUAACAACUCUGAAAGCUCAAGUAGCCAAAACAGCGCCGAAAUCUCAAUUAGCAGCAGAUCUGAAAGCAGCAGCUCCAGUAGCAGCAGCUCUGAAAGCAGCAGCUCGAGUUCCAGCAGCAGCUCGAGUUCAUCUUCGGUGAAUUAAGACGAAUUAUUGGCUCAGUAAAGGGAAAAUGUCUUGUCAAUUAAAAAACUAAAUUUUUUAGGCAUAUCUUGUAUUUUGGUUUAAAGCAUGUUGUUGGAGAAAACAUAAUAAAAUUGUUCAUUGCAAUAGUACACGGUUA